AUGAUUUUCACCCACCAAAUGAAUUGCGUCACCAAACUAGUCACGUCGAUUGUUUAUAUCUCGCUCAACCCACAACAAACUUUUGCUUUGCGCGAGUCGCCCCAGGAUAUACGGAAACGUCUGCUGGCGACAUGAGAAACGACCUUCGUGUCAUGUGGUGGAAUAAAAGAUAUUCCGACAGUUGGUUCACGCCGAACGUGAACGAGAACGAGGACGGGGCGGUGGUGUUGCAUACUCCACACCACCGCAUUCCCGUGUUUGAGCAAUCAUUGCUCAAAAAGAAAUGCGUGUCCAUCGCCGAUGGUGGACGUUCAUCCCACCCGAACGGUAUCUUAACGAUACUAUCGGAUUUGUAA
This is a messenger RNA of Paraglomus brasilianum, 356 nucleotides long. The record is from the annotation of a GenBank genome assembly. NCBI's taxonomy places the organism in Eukaryota, Fungi, Glomeromycota, Glomeromycetes, Paraglomerales, Paraglomeraceae.